AUGUGUGACGUCGGCAGGCUGUAGUGACGAUGUCCGCCGCCUCCAGCAGCCGGGACAUCGUGGAGGAUUUCCUCCGCUACAAGCUGCUCGUCAACGGCCUGGCGUGGCGCGUCCCGCCGGAGCGGCGCGUCCCGCCGGAGCGGCGCCGCACGGCCGCUCAGCGCAGACACAACGCGGCCGCGUCAACGCUGACGUCAUCCUGGAGAGCUGAGCGAGCGAUGACGUCACACCGAGGAAACACUCCAGAAGACCCUCAUCAAGGUCCGCCCUCGACCCCGCCCCGGCUGCAGGUGGUUCUGCGGUGUGCAUGUGACGAGCUGGAGAGGCGUUACCGUGGCGACCUGGCAGCCCACGUGUCUGCGCUGCUGUCACGCAACGGCGGCGUGGCAGAGCGACGGCGAGGCCUGACAGCAGUCAGGGAGGAGCUGUUCAGGGACGGCGUGAACUGGGGACGCAUCGUGGCCAUGAUGGAGCUGGGCGGAGCUCUGUGCACUGAGGCGGUCCAGACGGGCGGAGCCUGGCAGGUGAACGACAUCGCGGCGUGGAUGGAGGAGAGUCUGGACUCAGCGCCGCUCCACGCAUGGAUCCACGACCAUGGAGGAUGGGAUGCCUUUGUGGAGUUGUACGGUGAGUCCAGACCUCCAGUCAGAUUCUGGUCACUGAGGACGGUAUUUGGACUGGCUGUACUGGGAGCGGCCGGGAUUACACUGGGAGCGCUGUUCACCCAGAGAUAAAGAGCAGUCCGCAGCCUCGGCGCUGCAGUUCCUCUCACGUCCACCAGACUCUGCAUUGAAGUGAAUGAGAAAACCUCUCUGGACGACUGAGGGAGGAUUUUCAAAAUAAAUGUUCCUGUUUAGUGUUUUUUGUGCACGGAUCGAGGACCACCAACAACUGACCACAUGACAUGAACAUUGCCACAAACAUACCCUCUGAAUGUUAUAGCAUAACAUGACGAUGAAGCCACAAAUUCAUUGGUGGCUACUUGGUUUACCAGUUUAGUAAAUUCUGAUAUACAAAGGCCUUAAUAUGUAUUAAAAGACUGAAAGAUAUAAUUUAUGAACUUACCUUGGAGUUUUCUGUCAUUUAGAGUCUCGUGUACAUUCAUUCAAAUGAGACGAAGAAAAUAAAACGCUUUAAACUGUC
Messenger RNA from Larimichthys crocea (large yellow croaker), 1143 nucleotides. RefSeq names its product apoptosis regulator Bcl-2-like. The coding region runs from base 30 to 734 and encodes 234 amino acids. Gene Ontology annotation, molecular function: BH domain binding. The transcript has 3 exons. The record is from RefSeq and is a predicted model, not a curated record. Gene Ontology annotation, cellular component: mitochondrial outer membrane. Gene Ontology annotation, biological process: intrinsic apoptotic signaling pathway in response to DNA damage; regulation of apoptotic process; extrinsic apoptotic signaling pathway in absence of ligand. NCBI's taxonomy places the organism in Eukaryota, Metazoa, Chordata, Actinopteri, Sciaenidae.